GUUUUUUUUUUGCCAAAGAAAUACCCGCUAGUUUUACUCAGCUCUUUCUCAUAUGCACUGAAACUAACCACCAUGAGACACCUCCAUAACCACCGCUGCCGCCACUCUUCCACCUUCCUCCGCCACUACGCCACCAAAUACACAGCAAAAAUAACCUCAACAUCCUCAAAAGGCAACAAUCUGUCCAUCGAAGUAACACCGCCGCUCCUCCCAUUCGACCCCCGCGGCUACCAAAUCCCCCGCCGCCACCUCAUCUGUAAAGCCACUCAAAUCCUACUCCACAACCGAACCCCAAACAAAAAACCCGACCCGAACCCAUUUCUCACUCUCCAAGACUAUCUCUCCUCCCUCUCCCUCUCCAUUACUCCGCCGGAAGCUUCCAAAAUUCUCAAAGCCCUGAACUGCCCCUCCCUCGCUUCUCAAUUCUUCCAAUUUUGCCCCUCCCUAAACCCUAAUUUCCGCCACAACUCGUUCACUUACACCCGCCUAAUUCUCAUCCUUUCCAAAUCUACCCUCCCGGAUAGAUACGACGUCGUCCGGUCUCUUCUCUCCGAUAUGGAGAAGAACGGCGUCUCCGGCAACAUCUCCACCGUGAACAUUUUGAUUGGAUUUUUUGGGGAUAGUGAAAAAAAUGAUUUGGAGAAAUGUAGUGAGUUAAUUGAAAAAUGGGGUUUGAAAAUGAAUGGGUAUACUUAUAAAUGCUUUGUUCAAGCUUAUUUAAGGUCUCGCGAUAGUGAUAAUGGGUUUAGGGUUUACUUGGAAAUGAAGAGGAAAGGCUACAGCUUGGAUAUUUUUGCUUUUAAUAUGCUAUUGGAUGCCUUAGCUAAAGAUCAAAAGGUUGACCAGGCUUACAAGGUUUUUGAAGACAUGAAAAAGAAGCACUGUGAGCCUGAUGAGUAUACUUACACAAUUAUGAUCAAGAUGACCGGAAAGAUCGGUAAACUGGACGAAUCAUUGGCACUGUUUCAGGAAAUGUUAAAUACUGGAUGUUCUCCUAAUUUAAUUGCUUAUAAUACUAUGAUCCAAGCACUGGCUAAUGGCCGGAUGGUUGACAAGGCAAUUCUCCUUUUCUCAAAGAUGAUUGAAAAAGAAUGCCGGCCCAAUGAAUUUACAUAUAGCGUCAUACUCGCACUUCUAGCGGCAGAAGGGCAACUUCACAAGCUAGAUAAGGUUGUGGAACUAUCGAGAAAGUAUAUGAAUAGGUCAAUAUAUGCAUAUCUCGUGAGGACAUUAAGCAAGUUGGGGCAUUCAAGUGAAGCUCACCGGCUAUUUUGCACUAUGUGGAACUAUCAUGAUAGAGGGGACAGGGAUGCAUGCUUGUCGAUGUUAGAGAGCAUGUGUAGUGCUGGUAAAACUGCAGAAGCUAUUGAUCUGCUCGGUAAAAUUCAUGAAAAAGGAGUAAGUACUGAUACGAUUAUGUACAAUACGGUACUAUCUGCUCUCGGUAAGUUAAAGCAGAUACCCCAUCUUCAUGAUCUUUACGAGAAGAUGAAACAAGAGGGCCCUUCUCCAGACAUAUUCACCUACAAUAUACUGAUCUCAAGCUUCGGUAGAACCGGAAAUGUUCACGAAGCUAUUAAAUUUUUUGAAGAACUUGAGAACAGUGAUUGCCGGCCUGAUAUUAUCUCUUACAAUUCCUUGAUUAAUUGCCUUGGGAAGAAUGGUGAUAUCGAUGAAGCUCAUGUUAGGUUCCGUGAAAUGCAAGAGAAAGGUUUCAAUCCUGAUGUUGUAACAUACAGUACACUGAUUGAGUGUUUUGGCAAAACAGAUAAAGUCGACAUGGCUUGCAGAUUGUUCGACGAGAUGCUAGCUGAAGGUUGCUUCCCUAACAUCGUGACGUACAAUAUCUUACUCGAUUGUCUCGAGAGAAGUGGGAGGACUGCCGAGGCUGUGGAUUUGUAUGCGAAGCUGAAACAACAAGGAAUAACACCUGAUUCGAUCACAUACUCGAUUCUUGAGCGAUUACAAAGUGGAUCGCAUAGAAAAGUUAGAGUACGCAGGAAGAAUCCGAUCACAGGUUGGGUUGUUAGUCCAUUGAGGUGAUGAAGGCAAUGUCACAACUUGUUAUCUAGUAAGAUUGCGAUCCUCCGUGAGCAGAUGCCUCUUGUCUAAUUACAAAUUUGUAAUGUAUUGAUCCUCCUUACUUAUGCUUUAGUUGACACAAAUAAAUUUCUUUCACAGUGAAGAUAUUUGACCUAGGAUUAUUUACUAACUUUGUGAAAACAGUUCCAAUAUUAAUUCCAUUUAGAGUGAUAUUGAAACUA
Messenger RNA from Mercurialis annua (annual mercury), 2264 nucleotides. RefSeq names its product pentatricopeptide repeat-containing protein At1g51965, mitochondrial. Lineage: Eukaryota; Viridiplantae; Streptophyta; Magnoliopsida; Malpighiales; Euphorbiaceae. The transcript has 2 exons. Bases 73 to 2043 code for a protein of 656 amino acids. The record is from RefSeq and is a predicted model, not a curated record. Gene Ontology annotation, molecular function: protein binding.